Messenger RNA from Argentina anserina (silverweed cinquefoil), 1838 nucleotides. Its product is annotated as pentatricopeptide repeat-containing protein At2g20710, mitochondrial-like. Lineage: Eukaryota; Viridiplantae; Streptophyta; Magnoliopsida; Rosales; Rosaceae. The record is from RefSeq and is a predicted model, not a curated record. Gene Ontology annotation, cellular component: mitochondrion. Gene Ontology annotation, molecular function: protein binding. Bases 9 to 1529 code for a protein of 506 amino acids. The transcript has 2 exons.
CUGAUUCGAUGAUGAAGCUCUCUCAUUUCAACUCUCUCUUCUCCCGUCCAACACUCGGAAGCGCUCGACGUGACCUUUCUCUGCACACAACGGCGGCCGCCAACGCCCAUCGCAGGUCCUGGAGAGGCUCGCUCAACGGCCUCUACCGUCGGAUCUCCCGGAGCGAUCCGAAGGCCUCCGCUUUACCCAUUCUCGACAAGUGGGUCCACCAAGGCCGACCCGUUGAUAAAGAUGGCCUCGUCACUAUCGUCAAGGAGCUCCGGCACUACAAAGACUACAAACAAGCUCUUGAGGUGUCCAUGUGGAUGAGUGAUAAAAGGUAUAUUGAACUUUUGCCGGCCGACAUAGCCGUCCGGCUCGACUUGAUUGCAAAAGUUCAUGGAACAGAACAAGCCGAGAAUUAUUUUUACAACAUUCCCAAAAAAUUGAAAGUCCUUGAGGUUUAUAGUGCUCUUCUCAACUGCUACGGCCGUGCUAAACAGUUGGAUAAAGCAGAGGCCACCAUGCAGAAGAUGAGGGAUUUAGGGAUUGCCAAGACGUCAUUGCAAUACAAUAUUUUGCUCAAUUUAUAUUAUAAGACUGGAAACAAGGAGAAAUUUCACAGUCUGAUAAGAGAAAUGGAAGAGAAUGGCAUCGGGAUUGAUAGAUUCACAAUUGGGAUUAAACUUAGUGCAGCUGCAGCUGCUUCUGAUCUCGAGGGAAUUGAGAAGAUUGUGGCAGAAUGGCAAUCCGUUCCUGGGAGUCCUCUUGACUGGGUUAAUUAUGCUGUUGCAGCAAAUGGUUAUACAAAAAUUGGAGCUGUGGACAAGGCUUCCGAAAUGCUACAGCGAUCUGAGGAACAAAUACCAAGUUCUAAAAGACAGAGGCCAGCAUAUGAGUAUCUUAUGACUCAGUAUGCAGUUCUAGGGAAGAAAGCUGAUACUUUGAGACUAUGGAAAUGUUACAAGGAGCAUAUGAAAAUAUACAAUAGAGGUUAUGUAUGCGUAAUGACCUCACUCUCAAAGUUUGAUGACAUUGAGAGUGUUGAGAAGGUAUUUGAAGAGUGGGAGUCUAAGCAUUUAAAUUAUGAUACGCGUAUCCCAAAUACCUUGAUUGGUGCUUAUGCCAGGAAUGGUUAUCUUGACAAGGCUGAAGCCCUUAUGAGCAGGAUAAGAUUGAAGGAUCAGAAACCUAAUCCUACAGCAUGGAAUCAUAUGGCUAAAGGGUAUCUUCAUCAAGGUGAAAUUGAGAAGGCACUUGAUGCGGCAACAAAAGCUAUUUCCGCUGCGCAGCCAGGGUGGAUACCGGACAAAGAUGUUGUGGCUGCAUGUCUGGAAUACUUCAAAUCGAAAACAGAUUUGAAAGGAGCCGAGGACUUCAUAAAACUCCUAGGGGGUAAGAAUAUUAUUCCUGUAAACGUGCAGGAAAGACUGUUGAGUCAUAUCAAAAAUGAGAACUGGACCUCUGUAGUAGGUGAAAUGGAAUGGGAUUUUCCAAAGGGUGAUGAAGAAGAAACAAGUGAACUUACUGAGAUGGAAAUUGGGCAGUAGUGACUGUUAAGACUUAAGACUUGGCUUCCCACCUAUACUGAUUCCAAAUAAGACCUGAAAGUUUGGGUUGCAAAUGCAAGUCAACCACUAAGUAGGGAGAAGCAAACCUAAAUGCCACUAAGUUUUUCUUGAUUCUGCAUAGGAAGACAUUACUUUUGUUCCUCUCGUUCAUCCACGCUGUCUUGUCUCAUUUAAGGAGAGGCUGAACGAUUUCUACCACUUCUGGUUUAUACACACUUUCUUAAAGUGCAUUACCAUAAGAAGAGAAUCAGCUGCCUUCUUUUUACCCAACAGGAGAGGAUUUUAUCG